Lactuca sativa (garden lettuce) is the source of this 899-nucleotide messenger RNA. Its product is annotated as putative phospholipid hydroperoxide glutathione peroxidase. Gene Ontology annotation, molecular function: peroxidase activity. NCBI's taxonomy places the organism in Eukaryota, Viridiplantae, Streptophyta, Magnoliopsida, Asterales, Asteraceae. The record is from RefSeq and is a predicted model, not a curated record. Gene Ontology annotation, biological process: response to oxidative stress. Gene Ontology annotation, cellular component: cytosol.
AUUCAUACGCAUCCACACGAGAAACUCGAAUUCUUUAAUUCUUGAUUUUGACUAUUAAUUCCCCAAAAUCUCAUCUUUCUUUCGUAUAAAUUGAAGCCUUUUCUGUUGUCUCAAAUCACACAAGUUUUCUUCGUUUUCUUGCACAAUCAGUUCAGAAAGAUUACAAGUUCUGUCUGUAUCAAUUAUACGAUGGCCACUCAAGCCAAGAAAUCAGUUUAUGACUUCACUGUAAAGGACGUUAAAGGACAAGAAGUGGAGCUUAGCAAGUACAAGGGAAAAGUCUCGCUGAUUGUUAAUGUUGCCUCACAAUGUGGCUUUACAAAUUCGAAUUAUCCUGAGUUGACAACUUUGUACCAGAAGUACAAGGAUCAAGGUUUUGAAGUCCUUGCAUUUCCAUGCAACCAGUUUGGAGGACAAGAACCUGGAAGCAAUGAAGAAAUCCAGGAGUUUGCUUGCACUCGAUUUAAAGCAGAAUACCCUGUCUUUAGCAAGGUUAAUGUGAAUGGGAAAGAUGCUGAUCCUUUGUACAAGUUUUUGAAAUCAAGCAAAGGGGGGUUUCUUGGUGACAGUAUUAAAUGGAACUUCACAAAGUUUCUAGUCAACAGAGAAGGAGAGGUUGUUAGUCGCUAUGCACCCACCACUAGUCCUCUCAGCAUAGAGAAGGAUAUAAAGAAGCUGCUUAAUUAAUGUGUUGGCUUAAAUGUUGUUUCAUGAGAGGUGGUGGUUCUUCGGUCGAUAUAGCAAUAAGUUAGCAAUCAUCAUUGUUAUAAAUAUUUGUUUGUAAUUAAGUUGUUAAAUAAUGUUUUUUUUUUCUUUUUUUCAAUGUUAAUGUGUUGUUAAAUCAUAUGAAUCUUUGAUUACUAUAUGUCUAUAUGAUAUACGGGCUUGGAGUUUACAAA